Molecule: messenger RNA, 1350 nt
Organism: Drechmeria coniospora
Lineage: Eukaryota; Fungi; Ascomycota; Sordariomycetes; Hypocreales; Ophiocordycipitaceae
Product: transcriptional regulator
Exons: 2
Coding region: 1-1350 (449 amino acids)
Cellular component (GO): nucleus
Source: RefSeq, a predicted model, not a curated record
AUGGCGCCAACCACCAACGCGCUCGAGAAGGCUCUCAUCGAUGGCACCUGCACGGUAUACGCCGCCGAUCCAGACACGACGUCCGUCAACAAGGUCCGCCGACACGCCGAGGAGCAACUCGGUCUUGAAGAAGGCUUCUUCGUAUGCCCUGAGUGGAAGCAGAAGAGCAAGCUGCUCAUCAAGGAAUAUGUCGACAAGCUUCUUGACGGCUGGGUACCCGGACGCGAAGAGAAAAAGGCUCAGUCGAAAUCGGGAACCAAGCGUCAGUCCCCGGAAGCAGAGACACCGAGUCCGAAGCGGCACAAACGCGCAUCCCCUUCGCGAAAGACGACCAAGGGCGAAGAGUCAAAGGCGAGCUUGGAGAAUGAGAGGAAUUCAGAAGUAAAAAAGUCGGCAGCACAUCGCAAGUCCAAAGCGACCGUGUCAGAUGAGCACCAUGUCUUGCCGAGCAGCAAAUCCUCCGACAACAAGAGGGGGGUUGCAUCCAAGGACGAAAUGAAAGGCUCCAAGAAAAAGGCCUCCACGGCAGCCAAAAGGGAUCCAAAGCUGGCCAAGGCGGCGGCCCGUCGCAAGUCUAACGGGGCUGAAUCAGAUGAAGAUGAUUUCCAUGCGAACAGUUCCUCAUCAGGCGGCAAGCGAAAGGCCAAAGCAGUGGGCGACACGAACGACGAGGGCGAUGGCGCAAAUCGCGAUGGCGACGAAAGCGACAAGGAGUCCGUCAAGAACCAGGACGGCUCGGACGAGGAUACAAAGCGGCCGGUGGUCGAGGAGGAGGAGUACUCGGACGUCAUUGACGAGCCUCCCCAACCAAAGCGCAGGAAGAAGACCAAAGGCGAAGGGCCGGAACCGGGAUCCAAAGCGGCGGCCAAGAAGGCGGCGCCAGAGGACAGCAAUGAAGCGGAGAUGAAAAGGCUCCAAUCCCAUCUCGUCAAGUGCGGCAUACGCAAGUUGUGGCACAACGAGCUGAAAAGGUACGGAGAUGACGUGCGUGCCAAAAUACGUCACCUCAAGAAGAUGCUCGCCGAUGCCGGCAUCGAGGGCCGCUUCUCCGAGGCCAAAGCGCGGGAGAUCAAGGCGACGCGGGAGCUCCAGGCCGAGGCCGAGGCGGCCCAGGAGAUGAACCAGCUAUGGGGGAUGAACAGCGGUAGGAGAACAAGCCGCAGCAAGAGCAAGGCGAUGAAGCCGGACAGUGACGACAGCGAGGCCGAUGACGAGCAAAAAGGGGGCGAGCGUGGGGUCGAGGACAAGGACGAGGACGAGGACGGGAGCGAGUACGAGACCUUUGCGUUGAAGCGUCGACGGGCCCAGGCGGACCUCGCCUUUCUGGGCGACGAUAGCGAUUCGGACUGA